GGAGGGGUGCUGAACUCGCGUGAAUUCACGCUUACGCUAUGAAUCUCGCCUCCCUCCAACACUUCCUGCCCCGGUCUAGGGUCGGUGGACUCGUCCUAAGGCUGGGUUCGAGGCCGUUAGGGCUGAGGGAGGCGCCCUACCGGCCUCACUUCCAGGCUCCAGCCAAUAGGAGCCGAAACUGCUCAGCCAGUCAGUGCCCUGCGCUCUUUCCGGCGUUCUGCGUGCUGCCCUGGAGACGGGGUGGACGAAUCCAAACGCGGAGGGGCGCUAGACUUGCACGGCCUUCCGCUUCUUCUGCGCGUCCCGCGUGACUCCAUUGCUUCGCCCCUGGCCUUUGGCCAGUGGACCCGUCCUGAGGGUGGGGGCCGAGGCGCGCGCACUGGCGGGCGCCGUCCAGUGGAUCUGCUGCUUCUCCAUCGAGCGACCAGGAGCUAGAGAUGCUAUUAGGCUGUCAUUUUAUGGAGUGUGAGAAGUCGGGCCAGAGAUGGAAAACUUCAUUCUGUAUGAGGAGAUUGGCAGAGGAAGCAAGACCGUUGUCUAUAAAGGGCGACGGAAGGGGACAAUCAAUUUUGUAGCUAUUCUUUGUACUGAUAAGUGCAAAAGGCCUGAAAUAACCAACUGGGUACGUCUCACCCAUGAAAUUAAACACAAGAAUAUUGUAACUUUUCAUGAGUGGUACGAAACCAGCAAUCAUCUCUGGCUAGUAGUUGAACUCUGCACAGGUGGUUCCUUAGAAAUGGUUAUUGCUCAAGAUGAAAACCUCCCGGAAGAUGUUGUGAGAGAAUUUGGGAUUGACCUGCUUACUGGAUUACAUCAUCUUCAUGAACUUGGCAUUCUCUUUUGUGACAUUUCUCCUGGGAAGAUACUCUUGGAAGGGCCUGGCACAUUGAAGUUUAGUAAUUUUUGCCUGGCAAAAGUGGAAGGUGAAAAUUUGGAAGAAUUCUUUGCUUUGGUGGCAGCAGAAGAAGGAGGAGGUGAUAGUGGGGAAAAUGUAAUGAAGAAAAACAUGAAAAGUAGAGUCAAAGGAUCUCUUAUAUAUACAGCACCAGAAAUUGUGAGGGGUACUGACUUCUCCGUCUCCAGUGACCUCUGGUCUUUGGGCUGUCUGCUCUAUGAAAUGUUUUCAGGAAAACCUCCAUUCUUCUCAGAAAGUUAUUCAGAAUUAAUUGAAAAGAUUUUUUAUGAAGAUCCUUUGCCACCUAUUCCAAAAGAUUCUUCUCUUCCUAAAGCUUCUUCAGAUUUUAUUAAUUUGCUUGAUGGUUUACUUCAAAAAGAUCCUCAGAAAAGGUUAACUUGGGCAGGCCUACUACAGCAUUCAUUUUGGAAGGAUGCUUUCACUAGAAAAGAUCAGGACUCAAGCACUGAGGAUUCCAACGUCAGCAGAAACAUGAUGGAGUGUUCUGGUACACAAGAUUCCAAGGAGCUUUUGAAGAGCCCUCAGAGUGGACAAGCAAAAGGGGGGAAGAGUGGUCAGCGACUAAGUCACUCUUUCAGACUGGAAAAUCCAACGGAGUUGCGGCCUAAGAGUACUCUUGGGGGUCAGCCGAGUGAGUCCAUGUUUCUUCUCAGUUCUCGUCCUACUCCAAGAACUAGCACUGCAGUGGAAUUAAGUCCUGGUGAAGAUAUGACUCAGAAUUCACCACAGAAGACCUCUCCUUUGACCGAGAUUACAAGUGGACACCUGAGUCAGCAGGACGUGGAAUCCCAGAUGAGAGAGCUUAUCUACAUGGACUCAGAUCUUGUUGUCACCCCAAUUAUUGACAAUCCGAAGAUAAUGAAACAACCACCAAUUAAAUUUGAUCCAAAAAUACUGCAUCUGCCAGUACAUUCAGUGGAUAAAUUAAUAUUUCUCAAAGACCAAGACUGGAAUGACUUUUUGCAACAAGUGUGCUCUCAGAUUGACUCCACCGAGAAGAGCACGGGAGCCUCCCGAGCCAAGCUGAACCUCCUUUGCUAUCUGUGUGUGGUGGCUGGUCAUAGGGAGGUGGCCACCAGGCUCCUCCAUUCUCCCCUGUUCCAAUUGCUAAUCCAGCAUUUGCGAAUAGCUCCAAACUGGGAUAUACGGGCCAAGAUUGCUCGGGUGAUUGGUUUACUGGCCUCGCACACAACUGAGCUCCAGGAAAAUACACCUGUUAUUGAGGCAAUUACUCUCUUAACUGAAUUAAUCAGGGAAAACUUCAGGAACAGCAAGUUAAAACAGUGCCUUUUACCAACCCUUGGAGAGCUGAUCUAUCUUGUAGCCACCCAGGAAGAAAAAAAAAAGAACCCUAGAGAAUGCUGGGCUGUUCCCUUGGCUGCGUACACAGUGCUAAUGAGGUGCCUUCGGGAAGGGGAAGAACGUGUUGUGAAUCACAUGGCAGCAAAGAUUAUUGAAAACGUCUGCACUACCUUUUCUGCUCAGGCCCAGGGCUUUAUUACAGGAGAAAUUGGACCUGUUUUAUGGUACCUAUUCAAACAUUCCACUGUUGAUUCUCUUAGGAUAACAGCAAUAUCGGCCUUGUGUAGAAUCACUCGCCAUUCUCCCACUGCCUUCCAGAAUGUUAUUGAGAAGGUGGGACUGAACUCGGUGAUCAACUCCCUGGCCUCUGCCAUCAGCAAAGUUCAGCAGUACAUGUUGACCUUAUUCACCGCCAUGCUGUCCUGUGGGAUUCAUCUGCAGAGACUAAUCCAAGAAAAGGAUUUUGUCUCUACAGUUAUCCGUUUACUUGACAGCCCCUCGACUUCCAUUAGAGCAAAAGCCUUCCUGGUUCUUUUAUAUAUUUUGAUUCAUAACCACGAGAUGCUGCUGCUCAGCUGCCAAGCAAGACUGGUGAUGUACAUCGAGAGAGACAGCAGAAAGACCACUCCAGGCAAGGAGCAGCAAAGCGGCAAUGAGUACCUGUCCAAAUGCCUGGGCCUUCUCAUCCGUCACAUCGCGCAGGAACUGCCACGAGUCCUGGGUGACGUUCUUAAUGCCUUGGCUAAUGUUUCUGGUCGUAAACACCCAUCAACAGUUCAAGCGAAGCAGCUGAAGAUGUGUCUACCCCUGAUGCCUAUAGUGCUUCACCUCGUAACUUCCCAGGUAUUUCGAACUCAAGUUGUAACAGAAGAGUUUCUUUUCAGUUACGGAACUGUUCUUAGUCAUAUUAAAUCGAUAGACUCAGGAGAAACUAACAUAGAUGGAGCCAUAGGACCAAUGGCAUCGGAAGAAUUUAUCAAGAUCACAUUGUCGGCUUUUGAAGCAAUAAUACAGUAUCCUGUUUUAUUGAAAGACUAUUGCUCUACGGUUGUUGAUUAUAUCUUGCCACCCUUGGUCUCCUUGGUUCAAAGCCAAAAUGUGGAGUGGAGACUCUUCAGCUUGCGGUUGCUCUCAGAAACCACAUGUCUACUUGUGAACCAGGAGGUUGGGGAUGACAAGAAGGAAGCAAAUGUCGAUUCUGACAGCAAUCUUCUGGCUCUCAUUAGAGAUGUUUUACUUCCCCAGUAUGAGCACAUUCUCUCGGAGCCUGACCCAGUACCAGCGUAUGCUCUGAAACUGCUAGUUGCCAUGACCGAGCACAACCCAACUUUUACCAGACUUGUGGAAGAAAGCAAACUGAUCCCACUCAUUUUUGAAGUAAUUCUGGAACAUCAGGAGAACAUUCUGGGUAACACCAUGCAAAGUGUGAUUGCAUUGCUCAACAAUCUGGUUGCCUGCAAAGAUUUGAAUAUGAAGCUACUUUAUGAACAAGGACUGGUCCGUCAUGUCUGUAACCUGUUCACCGAAACUGCCACACUGUGCUUGGAUGUGGACAAUAAAAACAACAACGAGACUGCAGCCGCGCUGCUGUUUUCACUGCUUGAUAUUUUGCACGGCAUGCUGACCUACACAUCCAGUAUUGUACGGCUGGCCUUGCAGGCACAGAAGUCUGGCUCAGGAGGGGACACUCAGGCCGCGGAGGACCUGCUGCUGCUCAGCAAACCUCUGACAGACCUCAUUAGCCUGCUCAUUCCGCUGCUUCUUAAUGAGGAUCCUGAAAUUUUUGAGGUUUCAUCCAAGUGUCUGUCUAUACUGGUGCAGCUGUAUGGCGGUGAAAACCCGGACAGCCUGUCUCCUGAAAAUGCAGAGAACUUUGCUGAUUUACUGACAUUCAAGGAGGACCCAAAGGAGCAGAAGCUUCUGUUGAGGAUUCUCAGAAGAAUGAUCACAUCCAAUGAGAAGCACCUGGAGAGCCUCAAGAAUGCGGGCAGCCUCCUGCGGGCUCUGGAGUGCCUGGCCCCGGCUGUUCAUCUGCUGACACUGUGGUGGCUUCCUUGGCCCUGGAAAUCCUCCAAACUGUUGGACACUAGGCAAGAAGGCACUUGGCACAAGCCUGCCCUACGGCACCAACUUUUGACUACAAAGACAAGGUCGGCUCCCAAACACAUUAGCCACAUGGCCACCUACAGCUGCAUUUGGGCAUAAUAAAGUCAGCUGAACCCAGAACCUUCCGGCUGAGCUUCUCUAACUCUGGGCCCUAGAAAACUGACUCAGAAUAGACCUCCUCAGUUCCUAUGGGAUCCAUCCGGGAACUCCAGGUUUGCUAGCUGUUCAGAAUAUCCUUUCCUCUCUGUGUGGGCCGGGUAGGCCUCCUCUAAAGCCUGUGCUGCCUGUGUUAAUCAACUGGAUGAGAAACCGCAGUCCUCAGCCUGCUGGCGCCUGUAAACGUUUGUCUCUCCUCCGAAGAUUUAAAAGGUGGGACUAGGCAUGAAUGCUCUCCCAGCUGCAGCUCCAGAGCAAGCAUUUGGAAGCCGUUUUAGCCUCUUGUCUUCCUCCCACUUUUACCUACCUGGCAUUUCUUCAUUUUCAGGGACAAACUGAUUCCAAGAAUCCUAGGGAAGACUGGGCAAGACUCCACUAACAGGCUCAGGUAGUUAAAAAGUUUGCCUAAAGGAAUGCAAAACGCUCAAGCUACACAAGCUUCCUUGAAGGAAGAUGCCCAUCUAGAUGGGAUGAUGGCAUCAAGGUAGAAUUGUCCCCUCAACUUCUACCAAUUACCCCCUUAUAUCCUUGAAACCUUUCCAGCUUCUUUUUAUGUUCCCUCACACAUAUGUCCUUAGAACCUCCUGUGUAAGAGUCAAGCCCAUGAAAGUAUUUGGUGGACACUGCAGAAAGGCAUAGGGACUGUUGUACUGAGGAAGACUUAUUCUUAAAUCUGGACUGGAAGGUAGGGUGGGUCCUGGGCAGCUUGAACCAGGUAAGCAAGUUUGAGGCCAUUCCCUGGCCUCUCUCGGGCCUCAGUUUCCCCAUCUGCAAAAUGAAAAGGCUAGACCAAUCAAUAGCUGCUCCCCCUCUCUCGGCCCCAGAAGCUCUGUGCUUCUUAGAGAGGGGAUGUGCCCCAUAAUAAACACUGCCCCAAGCCUAGAUGGGAUUUUGUUCCAGGCAGCAGCCGCCGUGCAGGUGGAAUGGAUGGGACAGGCAGAAGUGGUAUCCAUGUGAGCGCACAGGUGGCCCCAUCUACAGCAUCACAGGAAGCUGGUCAUGCUAUCACCAACAGCUCCCACUCUGCCACAGGAAUCUGGGUAGUUUGCGACUUCCACGUGGCUUUAUAAUGAAAACAGCAGCUCUGUGCCCAUCUCCAUCAAAGGCAUGUAUGUCAGUUACCUUAUUUGAUCACAACCUGUAAUGCAGGCCUUCUGAGCUUCAUUUCAUGGAUGAGAAGAUAAGCUCAGAGGAGCCAGUCCACUUGCUCAGUUGAACUUGGGACUCUGACUCCAGAGCCCGUGUGUCUCACAGUGGUGUCCAGAGCUUGAGCUGUAAAUAGUUGGGGUAUAAGAGGGUGUCCUACCCAGGAGCAGGCCGUUUCAUUUGAUCUCUCAUAGCCUAUUUACUGCCCAUGGUGAGGAAGCCCCAUGUUAAGUCCUGCAGGAUGGUGUGCCCAUGACCAGGCUCUGCCCCCAUGUGGCUCUGGCCUGGCUGGAUCUGCCUGUGGUCCUGGGA
Diceros bicornis minor is the source of this 5938-nucleotide messenger RNA. It is a transcript of the gene ULK4, whose product is annotated as unc-51 like kinase 4. The transcript has 37 exons. NCBI's taxonomy places the organism in Eukaryota, Metazoa, Chordata, Mammalia, Perissodactyla, Rhinocerotidae. The record is from RefSeq and is a predicted model, not a curated record. Bases 485 to 4423 code for a protein of 1312 amino acids. Gene Ontology annotation, molecular function: protein kinase activity; ATP binding. Gene Ontology annotation, biological process: protein phosphorylation.